This is a messenger RNA of Symbiodinium pilosum, 1440 nucleotides long. Lineage: Eukaryota; Dinophyceae; Suessiales; Symbiodiniaceae. The record is from the annotation of a GenBank genome assembly.
AUGGGGCCACGGGUUUCUAUGUUCUGUGCCCUGCUGCAGGCAGCUGCAGCUCCUGAAGCUGCCAGCCGGAAGUCAGAAGCUGAGCUCGACCACGGAGGAUGCUGUUGUUCGCAUUUGUUCGCCUUGGUCUUGCGCUGUACGAGUAAGGUAGACGUGAAGCGCUCCGAGCUGCAGUCGCCGCUCUUCACAGUCCUCCUCAAGUCUUCGCUGAAGCCUUCGGGGGAGCCCAGCCCAGACAAGGUUCUCGAGACCGGGCCUUGCGUGGACGAGGAGGAAGCGGAGAGGGCACAGCAGCAGGUGUGGCUGGUAACCCGACGGAAACUUCUCAGCUUCCGGAAGCUUGCUGAGGACACCGUGCCGCCUGAGAUGGUUGGCCUCGGAACAAAGCAGAUGAUGCUUCCAAGUAUGGACAUGCCCAAGCGGCAGCAGUCUGAGCCAUGUCCGUCCAAAAGCACGGCGAAGCCAUUGUUGCGCCAAACCUCCACAAGAGAGCCAAGGAAUCGAGCCGGCUCGAAAGCAUCCCUGUCUCCUCCUUUGGCAUUGCCGAGCCCAUCAGCAAAUGCGUAUCGCGUUGGGCAGCAGCCAAAGAGUGAGAUAGAGAGCCUGAAACGGAAGGUGCAGAGCCUGCUGAACAAAGUUUGCCCUGAGAAUUUGGCUGCCAUCGUUGGGCAAAUAGCCGCUGUUCAGGUAGAAGGGCAGGAGCAGCUCGAGGCCAUCAUUGAACUGAUCUUCCGAAAAGCAGUCACUGAGCCACACUAUUGUGAGACGUAUGCUGAUCUUGUCUUCAGCUUGAAGUCGGUUUACCCAGACUUCCCAAGUCCUGACGGCGGCAAGCCGGUGACAUUUCGAAGUUUGGUGCUUAACAUUUGUCAGAACGAAUUUGAAGAGCUUUUGGCAUCUUCCGAUCUUACGGAAGAAGAAAAGGCUAACUGUGAUGCAGAGGAGAAGGCACACCUCAUCAAGGAGAAAAAGGACAGGAUGUGCGCAAACAUGAAGUUUAUUGGCCACCUGUUCUUGCGACAACUACUCUCUACGAAAGUUGUCGGCUCCGUCAUUUGUGAAUUGGUGUGUUUCGAAGAUGAUGCUGCGCUGCCCGAUGAGCACGCGUUAGAGUGUGCCUGCGAGCUGCUCCUCACUGCCGGUUACACGAUGGAAAGCCUCCCAGCAGGAGAAAUUGCUCUUAGGCUGGCGUGCGACAGGCUGAAGGACCUGAAGACACGCAAAAUGCCCGAGGGAAAGAGUGCGUACUCCAAGAGGAUGCAGUUCAUGAUCCAGGAUGUCCUGGAAACUCGUGCGGCGGGUUGGUCCAAGAAGGUCUUCAAGGCCACGGCCAAGACCAAAGAGGAGUUGAGAAGUUCUCAGGACAAGGCAAGUGGAAAAGAUGCCGUGGCAGAACACGUGGUCACAGGCAAACGGCCCGUGUACCUCGGCUCCAGGUGA